GCUCUGGUUUGUGGAGCCUUGCUCCUUGAACGCUGUUUUUGAGGGAGAAAUGCCGGAAGAUGGCGCUGGCCAGAAGAUGUAUAAUGCCUUCGGCCUGAUGUGCGCCGGCAUCCUUUUCUUCCCAGUGGCGCUGUACAUUCUCGGGUCCAAUGAGAAGAACUACAUGUGCACCCACAAGAACAUCAUCUUCGCAGAUGAGAGGGCCAAGGCGGUUGAAUGUGACCAACAGAUGGUGCCUGAUGGAAUUGGCUACAUGGCUUGUCCCAUCAAGCAGGAGAGUUUUCUGGAAUUCACCGGAACCAGUUUCGGUUCCUCUGGCAUUGGCCCUGCGAUCCAUUUUAAGUCUGCCGUGGGUGCACAGAAAGCCGAGAUGUUCCAGUGCGUCGAGUCUGUGAAGACGGAGAGGCAUGGAAACAAUACAGUUAAGGUGUACAGCUAUCAAAUGACGUGGAGUUCAUCAGCUGUGCGAUCUGCGAGCUUUGCGCAAACGCCGCAAGCGAUCCAAGCGCGCGAGUAUGGUUGCCCUGGAGCCACCAAUGGCAACCCAUCCUGGCCUGCAAACUUAGCACAAGGUGUUCAGACACAAUAUGUCCUGGAAGCCCAGAGGAGACUGCAUCAACUGCAAACAUGCCAAUCAUGCACCAUGUGCUUACAUUGCAGGGACAUGAUCUUACAUGUGCAGUAGCACUCAGCUAGAAGAGUUGAUACAACAAAGGUGGCUGAAUGAAGGGAGUAUGCAAGGGCCGAAGUGCUGGAAACGUGCUGACCAUAAGGUUCAUGCAUUUUCGACUGAUAAGGUACAAGUUGAUACAAGUUAAUACGUUCAUAAGGUGCGUGUUUUUACGGGUCGGGUUCUUCCCAAGUCGGCUUGUGGAGGCAGUGUUGGCCCUUUCCAAGGCACGAGAGAUGGUGGCUGGACCUCUCACCAUCGAUGCGGAUCUGAUACACGGAGGAGCAUCUUCUGGGUUGCAUGCCAACAUGGCGAACCCUGUCCCUCUGAAUCAGUUCAAGAGCGCUUUUGCCGCGCUCCAGCACUUGCCAUAUCCAAAUAUCGUGACGCCACAAGCGCCACCAAUGCAAACCCACGGCAGUGGCUGGUACACGCAGACCGUCCACCAGCAAAACCAUCAUGCUCGACGCCUUUUCUUCUCCUGGAACCAGAUGCAGAAGAUGAACCCAUUCAGUCAGUUGAACACCUUGGACUUGUCCUCAAUCAGCACGCACAACUUGGCAGUAGACGCAUCUGGCACAUUCCUGGUCACUUGCCAACAAGCGCGGUUGGGGUGCAUCAGAAUCCAAUAUUUCAAGAAUUGGGACACCAUGGUGACUUUGAUCAGUGCAGUUCAGGGAGGCCGUACUCUCCCGAUUGACGUGCCUGCCAGCUGGGGUUGCCCAUCCAGCAAAUACAACGUUUUGGUUGGUGGCCUAAUGUCCAAGAUGGACUUGACCCAGAUGUUGGAAUCUGCCAACACGACGGGGACCUGGACUAUGAGGGUCAUCGGCUUGUUGUUCGCUUGGUGGGCCGUAUAUUGUUGCUUCCAGCCUAUCUCCAGUGCGAUUGACGUCGUUGGGGAUUGUGUGCGGGCUAUUCCAUGCUUGGGCCCCAUUUUGGAGGACCUACUCGAAGGCAUGAUGACUUGCCUCCUUUGUGUAGUCUCCUGUGGUUGCGGCUGCUCCUGCGGAUUGUUUGUCAUCGGUGUCGUGUGGCUCUACAUGCGGCCAUUGAUUGGCGGAGGGCUCUUGGCAAUUUGCGCCGCUUUGGCUGUGGGCGCUUAUGCUCUCGGCUACACAACGAAAGGCGCCAAGGGGUCGCGCAGUUUGGUCAGCGAGAUGCAGCAAUUGACCGGAGAGAGCAAUGAAGCCGCAUGAAGCCUCUCACUGAGAGGGAGAUUCAAAUUAGGGUGUCAUUGGGUGGCUGAGUUCUUGACAGGCCACAAAGUCGCAAGUUUUGUACUUACCCAGCUUUGGCACAAGUACCCAUACUGAGAUUCCUGUGACCAAGUGCAUUUCCCCUGGUGACAUGCAUGUUUUCAAUUCUUGCUCUUGCGACUGAGCACCAAUGUGUAAUCAGUCAAUUGUCGUGCCCAAAGACGGCUGAUGGCAUUCGUGCUGAAAUACUGGAAAUGCUGGUUGUGCGAACCAAUUGGUGACUGCACCUGCUCGGAGUACACUUGUCCCGCUUCUGUCCAGAAGCCGGCACUCGAUCGUUUAAAGGCCACAAGCUAGGUCAGC
Molecule: messenger RNA, 2232 nt
Organism: Durusdinium trenchii
Lineage: Eukaryota; Dinophyceae; Suessiales; Symbiodiniaceae
Source: the annotation of a GenBank genome assembly